This is a messenger RNA of Vicia villosa (hairy vetch), 1549 nucleotides long. Its product is annotated as phytoene synthase 2, chloroplastic-like. The coding region runs from base 196 to 1386 and encodes 396 amino acids. The transcript is spliced from 5 exons. Gene Ontology annotation, molecular function: geranylgeranyl diphosphate synthase activity. Gene Ontology annotation, biological process: carotenoid biosynthetic process. Lineage: Eukaryota; Viridiplantae; Streptophyta; Magnoliopsida; Fabales; Fabaceae. The record is from RefSeq and is a predicted model, not a curated record.
UAUUCCUCAAAGAAAAAUACGUGCCUCUAACACAAGCCUUUCAUUCCCAUUCACAUUUUCUCUCUUUAUAUCCUCACAAAAAAGUACAUUUUUUUCAGCUACUCAUUUUUCAGCUUCUCUAUCUUUCUACUUCACUUAUUUUGCAUCCAUUCAAAAUUGCAUCCACUCAAAAGAACCAAAAACUGUGCUGUGCCUAUGAUGUCUGGUGUUCUUCUUUGGGUGAACUGUGGAACCAAAGAGAAUGCCAUUCCUUUGAUGGGUCUUGGAGGGAGAGGUGUGAGGAUUCAGAAGAGAUUUAGGCACUGUUCUGGGAUUAGUUUUGCUAGUUUUUCAAGUGCAGUUGUUGAGCCUACAAGAUCUUCAGAGGAGAGGGUGUAUGAAGUGGUGUUGAAACAAGCAGCACUAGUGAAGGAACAGAGAAAAGUUGUUAAGAAGAGAAGUUUGAAUUUGGAUACUAAGCCUAUUGAAGGUGAUUUCACCAAUGGAGAUCUUUUGAGUUCUGCUUAUGAUAGGUGUGGUGAUGUUUGUGCUGAGUAUGCCAAGACAUUUUAUCUAGGCACACAGUUGAUGACACAAGAGAGGAGAAAAGCUAUUUGGGCCAUUUAUGUGUGGUGCAGAAGAACGGAUGAGCUAGUGGAUGGCCCUAAUGCUUCACACAUAACACCAAAAGCCUUGGACAGAUGGGAACAAAGAUUAACAGAUGUUUUUGAAGGUCGUCCUUAUGAUAUGUAUGAUGCUGCACUUUCAGAUACUGUCACAAAGUACCCUGUUGAUAUACAGCCCUUUAAGGACAUGAUUGAAGGGAUGAGGCUGGACCUAAGAAAGUCAAGAUACAAUAACUUUGAUGAACUAUACCUUUAUUGCUACUAUGUUGCUGGGACAGUUGGUCUCAUGAGUGUUCCUGUAAUGGGAAUAGCACCACAAUCAAAAGCUUCAACAGAAAGCAUCUACAAUGCUGCAUUGGCUCUUGGCAUUGCUAACCAACUUACCAACAUUCUCAGAGACGUCGGAGAAGAUGCUAGAAGAGGAAGGGUGUAUCUUCCACAAGAUGAAUUAGCAAAAGCAGGCCUAACAGAUGACGACAUAUUCCGAGGCAGAGUAACCGACAAGUGGCGCAAUUUCAUGAAGGGACAAAUAAAGAGAGCAAGAAUGUUUUUUGAUGAGGCAGAGAAGGGAGUUUCAGAGCUUAGUUCUGCUAGCAGAUGGCCUGUUUGGGCAUCUUUGUUGCUGUAUAGGCAGAUUUUAGAUUCUAUUGAAGCAAAUGACUACAAUAACUUCACUAAAAGGGCUUAUGUAGGAAAAGCUAAAAAGCUUUUAUCACUACCUGUUGCUUUUGGAAUAGCAUUUUUUGGCCCACAAAAGUUAACUAAAAUGACUACAAAAUGAAUUAUAUUGUGCUACAAAAGUAUUGAGCUGUUCUGUUUGAUCUUGUAAAUGUAGUUCCCUAGAUAUUAGAAUGGUAACAAUUACUAUAAUGUAAUUUUUUUUAGCUUAUAUGUAUACAUCUCAAUCUCAAGCUAAGCAAUAUUGAAGAAGAAGUCAUUCAUUA